Clarias gariepinus (North African catfish) is the source of this 1008-nucleotide messenger RNA. RefSeq names its product paraneoplastic antigen Ma1 homolog. The record is from RefSeq and is a predicted model, not a curated record. The transcript has 2 exons. Lineage: Eukaryota; Metazoa; Chordata; Actinopteri; Siluriformes; Clariidae. The coding region runs from base 1 to 1008 and encodes 335 amino acids.
AUGUUUGACGGCAUCGCGGUUAGCGCCACGCUAAUCCGAACAGAUUGUGCUAGCAAGACUCGCAUGCUGCAGUUCGUGAAUUUCUCGAAUGACCGACGGCGCGAGGACAACGCGUUGUGCGCCGACCCUGUUCCUUCUGAGAUUCAGUCCCCUGCACAAAAAGAGCCUUGGUUGCUCAUCACACUGUUUGCAAAGGCCUCGGAGCCUAGUAAGUUUAGCACUCGGUUGCAGGAUUUCUUAAGGGCAGAGCAGAGAACUUUGGGUGACCUACAAGCUCUAAUGGGUCAUGCAGGGUCCUCACCCGAGUCCAUCAUUCGCGCUAUGGGGGAGAUAUUUGAAAAAACUGUAAAGUCCCCUGCGGAGAGCAGUGGGUACCGGCGCUUACGUGUGUUCUCUGGUGUUUCUCCCACACCGGCAGGAGAAGAACAGUUCGAGCAUUGGCUCGGGCAAGCUAGACUCAUGGUGGAAGAGAGUGACUCCUCUGCAAAGGAGAAGAGACGCAGAAUUAUGGAGAGUCUGAAGGGCCCUGCAUUGGAAAUUGUGCCAGCAGCACGCUUGGUCAAUGCCAAUAUUGGUCCAGACGAAUGUUUAAAAGCCCUGGAAAGUGCUUUCGGAAUGGUAGAAUCUGGCGAGGAUCUAUACUUUUCAUUCCGCCUCAUGCAACAGAGACAGAGAGGACCUCUGUCUGAUUUCUUACAAAGACUAGAGCAGACAUUGGCUAAGGUCAUUCGGAAAGGUGGCAUUUCAGCAGCUGAAGCCAAUCGAGUACGUUUAGAACAACUGAUUCGGGGUGCUGUGUCAUCAAACCUAAUGGUAAUUCAACUACGUUUGAGGGAGAGGAAGAAAAAUCCCCCUGAUUUCUUAGAAUUGCUGUCUGAGAUUCGUGAAGAAGAGGAGUAUGAGACCUCACGUUCUAGAUUAAAUACAUCGGUGCGAACUGUCAGUACUGAUCUAAGCAAUGAGGGUCAGAUGAAGGACAUUCAGGCACUAAAGAAAGAAAUAAAAUAA